Molecule: messenger RNA, 2066 nt
Organism: Manihot esculenta (cassava)
Lineage: Eukaryota; Viridiplantae; Streptophyta; Magnoliopsida; Malpighiales; Euphorbiaceae
Product: transcription factor E2FA
Exons: 14
Coding region: 188-1582 (464 amino acids)
Biological process (GO): regulation of transcription by RNA polymerase II
Cellular component (GO): RNA polymerase II transcription regulator complex
Molecular function (GO): DNA-binding transcription factor activity, RNA polymerase II-specific; protein dimerization activity; RNA polymerase II cis-regulatory region sequence-specific DNA binding
Source: RefSeq, a predicted model, not a curated record
ACUCUUCCCUCCACAUCUAUCACAAACUAAAAAUUCCCUCUUUCCCUCGUUUUCUGCUUCUCAUCUCUGAAGCCCCACUUUCGCUCAAAAACCCUCCACUCCCGUCCUAAACCCCACUCUACCAUCUUCUACAGAUCUCCAUUUCCCUAUUAUAUCUGUGUGACCGAUUAUUUUGGGCUCACUAACCAUGUCCGGUAGUUCUCGAGCCUCCACCCGUCCGCCGACUGCGGCGGCGGCCACACCUCCGCCGGGUCCGAUCCUACCCCCACUAAGACGGCACCUUGCAUUUGCCACGAUGAAGCCUCCGUUUGUCCCUCCCGAUGAUUAUCACCAGUUCACGUCCCCUACUACUAAUAGAGCCGCCACUGAUAGGGAAGCUGAGGGUAUUGUCGUGAGGUCUCCUAUGUUAAAAAGAAAGAAUGGCUCUGAUGAAAAUGGAGGUGACUCUAGUGAAUGGGCUAGCAAUUCUGGAUUUGGGGAUGUAUCUAAUAGUUCCUUCCAAACACCUGUGUCUGCAAAAGGGGGAAGGACAUACAACAGAUCGAAGGCGUCAAAGGGCACUAGAUCAGGGCCUCACACCCCAGCGUCAAACAUUGAUUCUCCCUCUCCUCUUACACCAGCUGGUAGCUGCCGUUAUGACAGUUCCCUAGGUCUUUUGACGAAGAAAUUUGUCAAUCUAAUUAAGCGUGCUGAAGAUGGUAUUCUUGACCUAAACAAGGCUGCAGAGACUUUGGAGGUGCAAAAGAGACGGAUAUAUGACAUAACAAAUGUCUUGGAAGGAAUUGGUCUCAUUGAAAAGAAGCUCAAGAACAGGAUACGUUGGAAGGGUGUUGAUGCUUCAAGGCCAGGAGAGGCAGAGGGUGAUGCCUCUUUAUUGCAGGUGGAAAUUGAAAAACUUUCCAUGGAAGAGCACAGACUCGAUGAUCAAAUAAGAGAAAUGCAAGAAAGAUUGAGAGAAUUGAGCGAAGAAGAGAACAAUCAAAAAUGGCUUUUUGUAACUGAAGAAGACAUUAAGAGCAUACCUUGUUUCCAGAAUGAAACCCUCAUAGCAAUUAAAGCUCCCCAUGGAACUACACUGGAAGUCCCUGAUCCUGCUGAGGCUGUUGAAUAUCCACAGAGGAGAUACAGGAUAAUUCUUAGAAGCACAAUGGGUCCUAUUGAUGUGUAUCUUGUAAGUCAAUUUGAGGAGAAUUUUGAGGAGAUGAAUGGUGAGCCAUCUACCAGUAUCCCACAUGUUUCUAGUUCUGGAUCUAAUGAAAUCCCAGGAAAAGUGAUGAUCAAUGAACAGAGAAUCCAAAAGAGAGAUGAACCUCAGGUGCAACAAGUUAAUUCUUUCGUUGAUCUUGAUGCUUCACAAGAGCUGACUGGUGGCAUGCUGAAGAUUGUUCCCUCCGAUGUUGAUAAUGAUGCAGAUUAUUGGCUUCUUUCAGAUGCUGAUGUUAGCAUUACAGAUAUCUGGAGAACAGACUCGAAUGUCGAAUGGAGUGAUUUUGAAAUCCCUGAUGUUCACACUCCAAGGGCACAAACUCCACCAUCAGGGAUCGGCGAAGUACCAUCUGGUGGAAAUUCUGCUCGGAGAUAAAUAUUGAUUUGGCUAUUGAGCUGAAUGGAGAAACUCAUGUCUCCAAAAAUCAGCACUUUUCACUGCCAUUAUUCACUGCUUGGCAUGCCAAUGAGUUGCAUGUGAAGCAGAAACCGGAGAAGCACGGGGAAGAAUUUGACAAAUGGUAAGCUGAGAGCUACUCGUCUACAGUAGAUUUAUGUUCUUUUUGACCUUAGAGGUCACCUGCAAAUAACUUAAAAAGGAUGAGAAAAUGAAUAGUAAAACGGUGGGAUGAUCUUUGGUGGAUUGGAUAGUGAGUGAUAAUAGACACAAUACACAGUUGAAUUUACAAAGCUCAUCUGCUGUAAGAAUGGUUCUCAAGAAGGUCGGUAGCUCUCAAGAAGGUCGGUAGCAAUAUCCCCCCUAUGAAUUGAUUGAAUUCAAUUGUAACUUUUAAUAACACAUUGGACUUCAAUUGUAAACAUUGCAUACAUCUUGGCUAUAGGAUUAUGCCUUUUUUUAA